Molecule: messenger RNA, 4092 nt
Organism: Cygnus olor (mute swan)
Lineage: Eukaryota; Metazoa; Chordata; Aves; Anseriformes; Anatidae
Gene: NPL
Product: N-acetylneuraminate pyruvate lyase
Exons: 21
Coding region: 2056-3090 (344 amino acids)
Biological process (GO): N-acetylneuraminate catabolic process
Molecular function (GO): 4-hydroxy-tetrahydrodipicolinate synthase activity; N-acetylneuraminate lyase activity
Source: RefSeq, a predicted model, not a curated record
GCGGCCUUUCGAAGCGCGGCGCGGCGGCGGAGGGCGGCGGGCGUUCGGCGUCGUUCCCGUGUAAGAUGCAUCAAGUAUACUCUUGCCUCUUCGGUGGCUUCACAAAAGGUCUGCUGCUCAAUAUGAAGACUUGAUACUACUUCACAAGGACUCGAAUCAUGCACUUACAGAAAAAACAUCACCUGGUAAGGAUCUUCCUGGAGUCUGCUGAGGUUUCCUCAAUGGAGCUGCUGAAACAUGGCAGUGGGGUGUGUAAAAAGGAAGAGAAAUGUUUUGGGAUUAAUUUCCACUAAUGCACAGAAGUAAUUGAUGCUUCAUAGUAUUCAAAAGACUCCUGAAUAUUUCUUCAAAUUUUUUAUUUGGGGGAUUUAGUUUUUCAAAGCUAUCCCAGGAGAUUGCUCAAUACUAUUACUCCAAAGCAGAUACACUGAUGAUAACAUAGUUCAGCAGAGUUUCUUGUGAUGAACAGAGUUUUGUCUUUCGCUCCUAUCUGAUGUAUCUUGCUGCUGUGGUAUAUUGCUUGGAAAUCCUAGACUUGGCCAAGAAAGCUGAGGGAAUCUGAUUUUUCUCUUGUUGCAGGCACUGGGAGAAGCAGCUACAGGCUAUGCAAGGUAAAUACUACAUUGCCAGCUUCUGUGAAAACUAGCUUUCUGUCCAUCACAAGGCUGCGUAUGAUGACAACAUAGUUCAGCAGAUGAUCAGUGGUGAUCACUUGUUCAGUCUUUCGCUCCUAUCUGAUGCAGCCUCCUGUACCUUCGGAUAAGUGACAGACAACUGAAACUGAAAGGUUACAGUGAAAUGCUACCCAUUGUUGCAUUUUGUCAAUCUCUCUCAGAAGAUCAGGAAAGGGGACAAAUGUUUAAAAAAUGUAGUAGGAUGAAUAGGUUUUGCUAAGUAGUUUGGUAAUGAAAACUCUUGGUUCAUCUGGUGUUUGUGCUCUAAGUCCUGUAAGUGUUGCUUUGCAGUGUGCCCUGGACAGAGACAGGAUGCCUGUGCCUGGUGUGAGAAGCUUUCACCUGUCAGUGAUGUUGGCAAGACAAGACUCUUCUAACUGAAGGUAAUUGAAGAUAUUUUAGUUGGAUGCUAUGUUUGGCUGUGCUGCACUUGUGAAAUAAUAGGUCAGCUACUGGGCUGCAUUUGAGCCUGGGAACUUGUUUAUAAAUGAGUCUGCAAAUCCAUUCUGUUCCUGGAAAACAUGAAGCAAAGAUAAAACUGCCCUAAGUGUGCCUUAUGCUUCAUGAUAGAAGUAUGAAGUAGUUAUUUUGGAGGGUUAAAAUUCCCCAGAACAUUCCUGUAAAUAAAUGUAAUUUCCUAAACAUAAAUGUAGCAGUGCCACGAGUUCAGUAUCCAAAAUGCUUUUCCUGGUUAGACCAGCCUGAGUGUUUACAGGUCUGUGUGUUCCCAGCUUGGAGGUGUGGUGCUUUCUGCAGUCUCAGCAGUGAUGUCUCAUGUUGAGAGCUGGGAGAUCGGUUUGGGCCCCCUUGUGGAAGGGGCUGGAAGUGUUGCAGUUUGCUGUACAUGAUGUUGAAUCAGGUCUCUGAUCCCAGUGAGGAUAAAACUUGACUAAACACUGAUACAGCCUUUGAUGGAGCUGUUGUUAUGCUGAAACUUCCUCCUGGACCACAACUAACAGUGACUUUUCCUUUGCAGACUCCUGAAUUGUUUCUUGUCAUGAUAUAGCAGUCCACAGACUGACAGUAUAAGCUGCCUGUAUGAUGAAAUGCGAACACACUGACUUCAAUUGUGGAGGUCUGCAAUUAGCUCUAUCUGAUUUCGGGCAUCUGACUAGAUUUCAUUCUUGUGUCUGUUUAUGUGCUGUCCUGAUUGUGUUUUUUUUUCUAGUGCUGUUGUGGUAGAGCUGUGAGGUGGUACCAGCUGGUAGUGCUCCUAGCAAAGUUUUGAGAAUGGAAGAACUGCCAGAUACUCCAUGACAGACAUUUGAGUGAAGCUGAGAAGGAAGGAGUAUGUGAGAACCAAGAUUUUGCUGCUUUGAGGAAAGAACUAUUGUCUGCUGCCUCACUGGGUGAGGAGGCAACUUUGAAACUAAUAUGAGGAAUGAGAAAGGAAAUUCAGCAGGGCGUUUUGGAGAAGAAGCUGCUACUUGGCAGGCACUGCAUCGGAGCUAAAGGCAUGCAGAGGCAUUUGCUUGUGUCAGACAGCUCAAUGACACCCAGAAAGAAGCUCGAGGGUCUCGUGGCAGCUACAAUCACUCCCAUGACUCCCGAUGGACAAGUCAAUCUUUCAGUGAUUCGCCAAUAUGUGGAUUAUCUGGUAAGCGAGCAGAAUGUGAAGAACAUCUUUGUGAAUGGCACCACAGGAGAAGGCCUGUCCCUUAGCAUCCAGGAGAGGAAGCAGUUGGCAGAAGAAUGGGUGCGCCAAGGAAAAGACAAACUAGAUCAUGUGAUCAUUCAUGUGGGAGCACUAAGUCUACCAGAGUCCCAAGACCUGGCAAGACACGCAGCAGCCAUAGGUGCUAGUGGUAUUGCUGUAAUAGCCCCCUUCUUCUUCAAACCCACAAACAAAGAUGAACUGGUUGCUUUCUUACAGAAAGUUGCAUCUGAAGCCUCUGGGGUUCCAUUUUAUUACUAUCACAUUCCUCCUCUGACGGGUGUAAAGAUUCGUGUUGAAGAGUUGCUGGAUGGAAUAAGAGAGCAGAUCCCCACCUUCCAGGGUGUGAAGUUUAGUGACACAGACCUCUUGGACCUUGCACAGUGCAUAAACAAGAAUGAGAGCGAACAGUUUGCAUUUCUCUAUGGGGUGGAUGAGCAACUGUUGGGUGCACUGGCAGUAGGGGCAAACGGAGCAGUUGGAAGCACAUACAACUAUUUGGGUAGAAAAACCAAUCUGAUGUUGCAAGCUUUUGCAAAGCCAGACCACGCAUUAGCACAAAAGUAUCAGUUUCUCAUUGGGGAAUUUCUCAACUUUGUCAUCAAACUAGGUUUUGGUGUUGCACAGACGAAAGCUGUAAUGACUUUUGUUUCUGGCAUCCCCAUGGGACCUCCCCGGCCUCCGCUUGUUAAUGCCUCUGAGGAGUUCAUUGCCAAGGCCAAAGCCAAGCUGGAUAGCAUCGCAUGGCCUGGUGGUGACUGACUUCACUCCCUUGUCGGUCUGGAAGUAGAGGCUCCUUUUCUGGGAUUCACCAUCACUUGGCACAUUCCCCAGGAGAUGGUUUGGCUGUGAUUUCUUUCAGGGAGUUGGCAGCGUGCCUGAGCCUCAUCCUGGCACAGCUGGCACAUGCGUAGCCGCCUUCUUGUGUAACUCUGCUCUGCUGCCCUGGAGCUCUGCACUGCCCAGGACCGGCUGGUGUCUUCAAAAAAAAAUUAAAAAAUAAAAAAAAAAAUAAAAAAGCUAGUUUCUCCAGUGGAGGGAUCCUGACUUCUUUCAGAAGGAGGAAGGUCUGUCUGUACCUUCCUCCACUUAGACCAUGUUUUGUCUUCCCUUCCUGAGCAUCUUCAGCACUAGUGUGUUUUUAAACACUACUCUGUUUUAAACACUGCUCUUUUAAACAUCUGCUUGCUCAGGCUGGUGUUUCAUUGUUUGUCACAAAGUCAUUGGGACACCGAUUGUGCCUCCUCUCGUACCUUUGCACGCCUUCACUUAAUGCAAGAUUUAAAACAAGACUUUUCUAACGGCCUUUGGCUCUCUAAUGAAUGGGUGUCACUGCAGCCUUCUCCUCGCAGCACGCCAGUGGCCCUGCCACCUUGUGUCCCUCAGCCCCACGCUGCUCCUGCUUCUCCCUCCUGCUGCCCAGGCGCUGCUGGGAGGCACAGGGUGAUGCAGUGGGGUGGCCACCUGGUGCUCGCAGCUGGCAGUGAGUGGGAUGCCUGGGGAGACCCUGCUCUGACCCUUGGCGCCUCGGUGUGGGCAGCUGGGUGCUCAGAGGGUGCCUGGAGACACCCAGCUGGCUGCAAGCUUGGCUGUGUGACAGCCAGAACAUCCCUGCUUCUUGCCUGUGAGCGGGAAGUGCACUGAUCUACUUUGUCAGGGGAAAGUAGCCUGGCAAAAAGCUCUUAGUGUAAAAAGUCAGCUGUAAAGAACUAUGGUCAUAUGCUGAACUUGUGCUGAAAUGUAUUAAAAUCUGUUGGAUUGGCA